UCUCCAGUUCCAGGGGUUGUUAUUUUUGUAGCGUUAUUGUAAUGCAUAUUUUAACAUCUCCAAUGUUGCUCUGUUCGUGCAUAUAACGUAACAUUAUAACUAUUAGACUUACAAAUACAUUUCCCCAGCAUUCCCAACUCUGUGUGACUUCACGGUUGGCCAGCAAUGUGGCUCUCACAGGGCUCUAGUGGAAAGCAGACUGAAGAUGGAGGACGAAGACUUCUUACUCGCUCUUCGCUUACAAGAGCAGUUUGAUCAGGAGACCGCGACUGAUGAAGACCACCCGUCCAGCAAGAAGCGGAAGAUUGAGUCCUCUGGGCUGAUGGAUGUGAUGUCUUACUCCCAGCCCAGUCCAGAGAGACCGCUGUCCAUCGUGGACGCGUCGUGGGAGAUGCUGGACCCCAGUCCGGACGUGAGGGCCAUGUUCCUGCAGUUCAGUGACCAGUUCUUCUGGGGGAAACUCAGCGGGGUGGAGGUCAAGUGGAGUCCGCGGAUGACACUAUGUGCUGGUGUUUGCUCUUAUGAGGGAAGAGGAGGCUUGUGUUCUAUUCGACUCAGUGAGCCACUCCUGAGGCUCAGACCCCGCAAAGAUCUUGUACAGACUCUUCUUCAUGAGAUGAUCCACGCUCUUCUCUUUGUGACUCAAAACAACAGAGAUCGAGAUGGCCAUGGUCCAGAGUUCUGCAAUCACAUGAACCGAAUCAACCAAGCAAGUGGCACCAACAUCACUGUAAGAUGCGAUUCCGAUAUUCAGUAUUGUGUUGCAGGCUCUGGCUCACAAGACAUCAGAAAUGUCAUUCCAUUCAAUGGGAGAGGGUUUGUUCUUGGAGGGACUUCCACGAACAAGCAGAGUCAGAGUCCUCCUAAAGCACAACCCGAACCUCUCGCCUCUCCACCUGACUCACCGCUCCUUCCAAGACUGCAGCCCAGCGAGGCAAACUCGUUCAAAAGAGUCAGCUCAGGUGCAUCGAAUGUUCCCCGCAGAAAGUCUGUUAGUAACACUAAUGCCUUCGUCAACGUCGACGGCUCGCCUGUGAGAAUUUCCAAAGUCAAUUACGUAAAAGGCAAGCAGAGGUCGGUACGAGAUCUCUUCCAGGCCAUAGUCCUCAAAUCUCCAGAGAGAGCAGUCAUUGCUGCUGGUUCCUCCAAGCCUGCCGCAGAUGCCUCAACAGCAAACCCUGCUAAAUGUAAGGGACCAUCUUCAUCUAGUGCCUUAGACGGGCAAACUAGCCUGAUCAGUAACCAUCACUCAUACAGUGCCACAAUGCCAAAGCCAGAGUCGCAUGACUCGCAUCUCUCCAAAUAUUUCGGCAGCAGUGCUCAAACGUCGAAAUCCCAAGAUUCACAGUCGAAAACUUUGGGAAGCCCCCAAAAGUCUGCAACUGGAACGGGUUACUUUUCCAAGCUCUUCGUAAGUAACCCAAAACUAGAAUCAGAUGCUUCAAGCUCAGGAUUCCGAAACACUGGCGGUCCCCAAAGUUCACAUGCUUCAGUUCCUUCAGGGUCCGGUUCCAAGCACUUUGGAGGCUCCGAAAAGCCUGAAUCCAACUUUCCAAGCCCUAGGAGCAUCGGCAGCCCCAGGACAUCAGGGACGACGCCUUCAGGAGCCAAGAAGAGAUCAUGGGACGACCAUAAAUCUGAACAUAUCUUUGAUUACUUCCAGCAGACAAAUGGCAAGUCCUCGACGUCCACAGUGCAGCAGAGAGAGGAGGUGGAAGACUGCAUUCUGCUAGUCAGUGAUCAGCAAGCAAACAAUCCUCCAAUCCUGAUCACCGUCCACUGCCCCGUCUGCCACAUCAAAGUCCCAGAGUCCACAAUUAAUGAACAUCUGGAUUCCUGUCUGUCAUAAUCUCUGAGAGGAAGUACAGGCCGUAAGGCUUUAAUAAAGCUAGGAGAGGUGUUUUGCUGUGAUAUUCCAUUGCUCAGGUAUAGCUUCAAAUAGAAAUAUUAAAUAUUGUUUUAUGUCAUAGUAGUGAGAUAUUUUCAUUCCAAUGCAAUAGCUAUAAGCGACAGUUCUUAAAAUAAAUGUAAUUUAAGUCUACAAAGCGCGCCAUAUUUGCUUUUGCACUUACUGACUUAUUCUACCUCAUUUUUGCAUCAUGGGAAGAAUGUUGUUCGUGAUUGACAGCUUAGUUGAAAUUGAGCUAGUGGUUUAAAGAGGCGUCACUCGCUGUCCUUUUGUGGGUUGAUGUCCGCGGUUCAUGUCGAAUCAGCAGUACUGAAUUUUGCACGCGUUGGCUGUCCGCUGUGGGAUUUAGACGUGCUUAGCUUUCCGGAUCAGGCUUUGCAAGGUCGCUUUCAUCUCGGUGUCGUCAAUAACAGCUCUGGCAGGUUGGCCCAUGAGUGGGGGGGCGGAGCUUGUGCCACCUUCUGCAUAAUAAUUUCACAUCUACUUUGUGCCCUAGAGGAAUGCAUGCAUUCAAAAAUUAACCCCACCCAGAAGUGAAUAUUGGGUGUGCAGGUUAAAACCUUCUGAUGUAAUAAUAGUCAUGAUAUAUUGUUAAGUCACGAGUAUUGUUGUUUCAAAACCAGCGACCCACCUUUGAAGGAAACAAUGCCUGAUGACGAGUUCACACGCUUUGGCGUGGUUCACUCAAAGGCCCGUGCGCAUAACGUUGAUUUACGUAAAAAGAGGCAGGACGCAUUGAUUUGUUUAGUGUUGACAUGCUGCAGGCUUCAGGGAUGUCAUUUGUAAUGUAUGCGUGUCGUUUUAACAUGCAC
Messenger RNA from Sinocyclocheilus grahami, 2721 nucleotides. RefSeq names its product sprT-like domain-containing protein Spartan. The transcript has 4 exons. Gene Ontology annotation, biological process: DNA repair. The record is from RefSeq and is a predicted model, not a curated record. Gene Ontology annotation, cellular component: nucleus. NCBI's taxonomy places the organism in Eukaryota, Metazoa, Chordata, Actinopteri, Cypriniformes, Cyprinidae. Bases 206 to 1849 code for a protein of 547 amino acids. Gene Ontology annotation, molecular function: metalloendopeptidase activity; single-stranded DNA binding; polyubiquitin modification-dependent protein binding.